UAUAACAGCUACGCUACUGUAUUGUUUACAGUUGCUCCACUUCACAUGUAUAAACCGCGUCAAUAAGUAGUCUAAUUUAUUUAACAUAGUACGUGAGAACUUAGCAAUGGAUGUUUCAACUCUAGAUGGCAAGCUACAAGAACUGAUUAAAGCUGCGGAUAAAGUAAAAGAAAAUGCAUAUUGUCCAUACAGUAAUUUCAGAGUUGGGGCCGCCGUGUUGUGCGCUGAUGGGUCUAUAUAUGCAGGUUGUAAUGUAGAGAAUGCAUCUUAUGGUGUCAGUGUUUGCGCGGAACGUAAUGCAGUAAUGAAAGCUGUAACAGAGGGAAAUAAAUCAUUUAAAGCAUUGGCAGUAUGUUGUGAUGUGAAGGGAGAAUUUACAGGACCAUGUGGUAUAUGUAGACAAGUGUUGUCAGAGUUCAACAUGGACCUGGAGAUAUAUCUAACUAAACCGGACAUGACGUACCAGAAAGUAAUUUUCCGGGACCUGUAUCCAUUAUCGUUUACUCGACACAGUUUAGAAGAGGAGAAAAUCUAGAAAAUAUAUGUCUCAUACUUGAGAAUAAAGUGGUGCAUCUAUAUCCAUUGUGCAGCUAUAGGAAGAUUUGAAGAAAAUAAAACUUUUACAAGUACAAAUAUUCGUCAAGUCAUGUCAUACAUACAUCUCUCAGGAAACUUAUUCUUUUGGUAACCAUGGAGAUAAGCCAUAUGUACUUACAUAUCCGUACAGUUAACCAGGCUUUAUACUGUAGAUAUUUAAACAUUGAAAUUCCUUGAACUUUGAAUGGACUGUUCCAAAUUCAAAGCAGGAUGAAUCUAUUAUACAAAUUGAGCGGGUAGAGUUAGAUCUGUUCAUUUAUCAGCUGUCCGUACAUGAGUCUGUCUACAGUGUUCUUAUAUUAUAUCCACUAAAGAAAUACAUUCAACCUGGGACAAAAAAGAAAUCCAAGAUUCCGGAUACCAGUAUGAUGUACAAAUCUAAAUAAAUAACAACUCGUCAUAUCAUAAUGAGUGGCUACAUGUAUUGUAUAGUUCCAGUCGACACUUGAGGUGUGGAGCUGAAAACGCCCUUAAAAUAAAAAAUGUAUAUUUGUAAAUCCCAGCACAUGUACUUAUCAUAAUUAUAUAUCAUUUAAACUUAAUAUGAGCCGUUCUGAAAAAAGUCAUGUUGAAGUUCUGAAAAAAAAUCAUAUUUCAACGUCUAGAAUUAUUCUAGACGUCAAAACAGCUUCUAUUAAGUUAAAAUGAUAUAUAUUAUAAGUAAAUGUUGGCAUUGACAAAUAUACAUUUUAUUUGGAUUUUAAAGGCGUUUUCAGUUCCACACCACAAGCGUCUGUGUUACAGGCAUUAUCAUUAUAUUAUAAAGUACAAAUGUCACUCGUUCGUUUUCUCGUGUAUGUUUUACAGCACUAUUACUGAAUAUUUAAAGGCAUUAAAUGUAUAUGAGACAUAUCUGAAGUACAAAUAAAAUGGACUUGAUAAAAGUUA
Ruditapes philippinarum (Manila clam) is the source of this 1485-nucleotide messenger RNA. RefSeq names its product cytidine deaminase-like. NCBI's taxonomy places the organism in Eukaryota, Metazoa, Mollusca, Bivalvia, Venerida, Veneridae. Gene Ontology annotation, cellular component: cytosol. The coding region runs from base 107 to 535 and encodes 142 amino acids. Gene Ontology annotation, molecular function: zinc ion binding; cytidine deaminase activity. The transcript has 5 exons. The record is from RefSeq and is a predicted model, not a curated record.